AUGCCGGCUUUACUCGAAGACCCGCUGUCGCCGUUGGCGUACAGAAUGAGUGGUCAGCAGCCUUUUCCCACGGCAGAGAAUCCUCAGAUACCGUCGUCAAUCUUUCCCAGACCGGUCACUCUGAGGGACCGUGUGACAAUAGCCACCCUCAUUCCGUUCUUUACUCCUGAUGAUGUUCCCAAGAGAUUGCUGGCGUAUCUCAGCAAUAAUCUGAACAAGGAAAUCGAAGGGGGGGAUACGUAUCCCAUGAUCGACACCAUGCCCCUCGACCAAUUUGGGAAGUACUGGUUUGGAAACUUUGGCGCAGUCAUGGUCCUCGGUGACAUUGGCGGCAUAGAAGCUGUCAAUGAGAUGGAGAGCAACGGAACCGACUGGAACAAGCUAUGUCUUGGCAGCUUCUACGUCAAGCCCAACUAUCCAGGCCGAAGUAGCCAUGUCUGCAAUGGUGGCUUCCUGGUCACACCUGCUGCACGCAACAAGGGUGUAGGCAAGUCCAUGGGCCAGUGCUACCUUGACUGGGCACCACAACUGGGUUAUACAUAUUCCGUCUUCAAUCUCGUUUACGAGACCAACACCGCAUCAACGAAAAUCUGGGACUCGUUAGGCUUCAAGCGUAUUGGCAGGGUCCCUGCAUGCGGCGUUCUCAAAUCGUAUUCGGAGCCCGUCGACGCCAUUAUCUACGGUCGGGACUUGAAAGCUGAAGGGGAGAACAUCGCCAACGAGGAGCGCUUCGACAAGAUACGGUACUAUCUUCGGCAUUCAUCGUACCCACAGGGUGCUGAUCGAUCCGAGAAGAGUCGGUUAAGAAGCGCAGCCACCCACUACAAGCUCAUCGGUGGCGAAGAUGGAGUUGCAGAAAGAUUGAUGCUGAAGGACAAGGAAGUCAUUUCUGACCCUCAAGCCCAGUACGAUAUCGCCAAACAAACUCACCUCGUAUCUCAUGGUGGUAUCAACAAGACGACAGCGAUGAUCGCCACCAAAUACCACUGGGUACGCAUCAAGGAAACAGUGAGCCAUGUGAUCAAGAACUGCGCCGAGUGCAAAGAGUCCAGCAAAACAGGUACAAUGCGUGCAGAUUCAACCCGGUCGAAUCGCAACAAAGGCGCCGAUGACACGCCUCCUGCUCCUGCCCCUGCCCCUCCAGUACCUCAAAAUCAGCCGCAACAAUCAGAAACGCCUCCAAUGCCUGACAUGAAUGCCCAUCAUGAGCUUCAGCCGAAUCACAUCACUGCCCACGACUUCGGUGCCAUGGACCCUCAUGUUGCGCUGGCCGGCGACCCCUCCAUGCAUGAUCAUGACGCUGAUCUCUCGGCAUACGAUGAUAUGGCUAUUGACCCCACGAUUCUUGCCCAGUUGCAAGCACAGAUGGCGUCCGAUGGUUAUCAGAAUCACCACCAUGACUUCGUACCGGCAGGUCUUGCCGACUACGUGGACGCGUCUCAGCUACAGCAGCCGCAACACGACCACCACGGCUUUAACGGGUUCAAUGGUCAGCACCCAGACCAACAGUUUAUUCACAAUCCUGGGCAGGCAAUGAUGACGCAUGAUCAUGUCAUGGACGACGGCACCGAUGAGACCGGGCUUAACAACAUGGCCCCUAUGCAAAACGUACUUCAUAUGGACUACAUCAACAACGAUGGGAAUUACAAACAAUAA
Cyphellophora europaea CBS 101466 is the source of this 1656-nucleotide messenger RNA. RefSeq lists its product as uncharacterized. NCBI's taxonomy places the organism in Eukaryota, Fungi, Ascomycota, Eurotiomycetes, Chaetothyriales, Cyphellophoraceae. The transcript is spliced from 3 exons. Gene Ontology annotation, molecular function: acyltransferase activity, transferring groups other than amino-acyl groups. Bases 1 to 1656 code for a protein of 551 amino acids. The record is from RefSeq and is a predicted model, not a curated record.